Molecule: messenger RNA, 4150 nt
Organism: Homo sapiens (human)
Lineage: Eukaryota; Metazoa; Chordata; Mammalia; Primates; Hominidae
Gene: SH2D2A
Product: SH2 domain containing 2A
Exons: 7
Coding region: 141-1256 (371 amino acids)
Cellular component (GO): cytoplasm
Source: RefSeq, a predicted model, not a curated record
AGAACUAAGGCUGUGGGUAAGGCGACAUUUCCUGCCCCCGGGGCCAGGGUGAGAGGAGAGAUGAUGAGUUGCUGAGUGUGCACACCUUUCCGGAACACAUACACACACCCUGCUCUGGGAUCCCUUGUGAGGCUGCCCUCAUGGAGUUCCCCCUGGCCCAGAUAUGUCCCCAAGCCCUCUUUGUGCUCACAGGGAGUCACGAAGCCCCCAUCCCAACCUUCAGCACCUUCCAGAUCACAGACAUGACCCGCAGGAGCUGCCAGAACCUGGGCUACACUGCGGCAUCUCCCCAGGCCCCGGAGGCUGCCUCCAACACAGGGAAUGCUGAGAGGGCAGAGGAGGUGCCUGGAGAAGGAAGCCUGUUCCUGCAGGCCGAGACCCGGGCUUGGUUCCAGAAGACCCAGGCCCACUGGCUCCUGCAGCACGGGGCAGCCCCUGCCUGGUUCCAUGGCUUCAUCACCCGGAGGGUUCGGCCCCCUCUCUCCGUCACCCACAGGGAGGCAGAGAGGCUGCUGGAGCCCAAGCCUCAGGGGUGCUACUUGGUGCGGUUCAGCGAGAGCGCGGUGACCUUCGUGCUGACUUACAGGAGCCGGACUUGCUGCCGCCACUUCCUGCUGGCCCAGCUCAGGGACGGGCGCCACGUGGUGCUGGGCGAGGACAGCGCCCACGCGCGGCUGCAGGACCUGCUGCUGCACUACACCGCGCACCCGCUCAGCCCCUACGGGGAGACGCUCACCGAGCCCCUCGCCCGACAGACUCCUGAGCCUGCAGGACUUUCCCUGAGGACCGAAGAAUCAAACUUUGGAAGCAAAAGCCAGGACCCAAACCCCCAGUACAGCCCAAUCAUCAAACAGGGGCAAGCCCCAGUCCCGAUGCAGAAAGAGGGGGCCGGGGAGAAGGAGCCCUCCCAGCUGCUCAGGCCCAAGCCUCCCAUCCCCGCCAAACCUCAGCUGCCCCCAGAAGUCUACACAAUCCCUGUUCCACGACACCGCCCGGCCCCACGCCCCAAGCCCUCCAAUCCUAUCUACAAUGAGCCUGAUGAACCCAUAGCUUUCUAUGCCAUGGGCCGGGGCAGCCCUGGGGAAGCCCCCAGCAACAUCUAUGUGGAAGUGGAAGAUGAGGGCCUACCCGCCACCCUUGGGCACCCUGUCCUACGGAAGAGCUGGUCCAGGCCUGUCCCAGGAGGCCAGGUAAAUGGGUAUGCAGGGAAAGGUAGGUGCAAGAAGGUCUCCCUGCAGGUAGAUGGGGGAAGGUGAAGAAGGUGUUCAGAGUGGAUGCCUGGGGCAGGGUAAGGGGCAGAGGUGUGAGGUGAUGUGGGAAGAACAGAAUGAUCCAGGCACCAGCCUCCCUUCUCCAGGCCCAGAGGCUGCCCCCUCUUCUCCCCAGAGUCGCUCAGACCUCAUCUUUGUCAAGCCCCCAUGCCCUCCUAUCUCACACAGAAAACAGAGGCCCCCAGGCAGGGUGCCCCUCCACCUCCCACAUCGAGGCUUUUUUGAUCUGCGUCCAUCUUGUCCUGCAGGCCCUCUUCAGACGCACCUGGGGCUGACCCCACCCCGUGCCUCUCUGGCUCUCUCCCUUGGCCUUCACGGCCCUGCUGUCCUGGAGAAAAAGAGCACUUGGGUUCCCUUAUGUCAUCUCAGUGAGCUCAGGGGAGGGGGACCCUGCUCUCCCAGCCUGCUUCUGUGUACUCCCUGUCUCCCUCUUCCUUCUCCCCAGCCCUAAGUCUUCUUGCCUACCCUUCAAGUCAGUACCUCAUGCCAUGGGUUAGCCCCAGCAGCCAUCCCACCCUCUCCCUCGGCCUCUGCGGCCCUCCCAAAGCCCUUCCCCAGCCUCCCUCCUCAGACCCUUCCCCAUCCUCCCUCCUUGCUGGUGCCCCAGGCUCCCUGCUCAGCCUGAGCCUGCUCGCGCUCACCCACACCCCUGCCAACGUCUGCUGUCCUAGAGCUAACGUCACCUGUCCAUAUCUCCGUCCAAACUUUUUUCCAAGCUUCUGGUCAGUUCCCCCCAGCAUCCCUGAGCCCCUCAAACUCAACACGGCCAACAGCGCUCUCACCCUUGCCCUCCAAACAGCUCGGUCCCAUGUUCACUGUCCUGAUUGCUAACUCUCCAGCUACCCAGCUAGCCAAGCCAGAAUCCCAGGGCUCCCUCAGCACAGCUCCCUCUUUACUCCCCCAGUAAGCCACUCAUUCCUGCUGGAUCUCUUCCUAAGUAUAUUUUUCCUUCCCCCAGCUCCAGCCCCCAUCAUUGGGGUCUGGCUUUGUCACCCAGGCUGGAGUGCAGUGGCACAAUCAUAGCUCACUGCAAACUUGAACUCCUGGGUGCAAGUGAUCCUCCCACCUCAGCUGAGAUUACAGGCUCGAGCCACCUCACCUGGCUCCCAAGAGCUUCUUAACUGGUUUCCUAACCACCAUUCUUGCCACUUCUGAUCCACUCUGCACCAAAGAGCCAGAAUGGUCUUGCUGAAGCAGCUGCCUGGCCCAUGAAGCACUCUAGACUUGGGUUGGGUGGGGGGUCUCACCUCCUUAGCCUUACCACCAGCCACUCCCAUUCUCCUAGAAUGAUUCACAUUUCUCUAAACUCACCAAGUGGUUUCAAGCCUCCUGGGGUUUGCACCCGCCAGUAUCUCUGCCUAUAGCAACUUCCUGCAACCUCAUCCUCCCGCUGCCUGGCAACUUUCUAAUCAUCCUUCAAGACCAGCUUUCCCUUCUCAGAGGCCACCCCCUGUGCCUUACACACACCUGCCAUGCCACUGAUCACCUGAGACAUCCAUCUCCUCCCAUCUCCUUCUCUCUGUCCCUUCCCUAGUUUAGAGUGUGAGUUCCCUGAAGGGAGGGGCUGGGACUUACCCAUCUGUUUCCAAAGCACCCAGCCCAGUGCCUGGCACAGAGCAGGUGCUCAGGAGAUGUUUGUUGAAUUAAUGAAUGAGAGGAGUUUAGAUACCCUCUCUGGAAGCCAAAGUCUGUUCAGAUCAGAUGUCUUGAGACUGCAAGUACACCUAGGAGGCAGAGGGUAGAGGGUGUGACCUAGAACUGUCCUUCUCUCUGCAGAAUACAGGUGGCUCCCAGCUGCAUUCUGAGAACUCUGUGAUUGGGCAAGGCCCUCCCCUGCCCCACCAGCCCCCACCCGCCUGGAGACACACCCUCCCCCACAAUCUUUCUAGACAGGUGCUUCAGGACAGAGGACAGGCAUGGCUUCCCCUUGGGCCUCCUCAGUAGGCGGUAAGUCUGAGCUUGGUGAGGAUAACUUGGAGCAUCAGGUCCAGAGACCUUCACACACACCUGGCACACUUCUCAAGAAAUGUGGAUGGAAUAAACCAUAGGUGUUCAAAGCUGGAAAGGAGCUCAGCCAUCAUCUAUUGCAAGGAUGGCAAAGAGGUGUCAUCUUGCAUGCCAACUCCAAUCCAUUGGUCGUGGCUGCCUAGAGUGCUGCAUUGGAAAGGAUGUUAAGGUCAUAUCUGAACUCAGCAGAAAAAAAGCACAUGAUUGAUUAGUGAUGUCUGCCACGGGUAAGAGCGGGAGGAUGAGCAGCAUUACAUUUGUCCUUAGUGAUCAAAUUCAGCUCCCUCACUAUGCGGAGAAGAAAACAUAGCCUGAGAGGGACAGUGACUUGGCCAAGGUCAAGGACUAGAACCAGGCUUCCUGAUUCCCUGUUUAGUGCUUUGUUCCUUACCACACAUCCACAAACUCAAGUCCAUAGGAAACAUCAGAGAUUUCCUCAAACAGGAAGUCUGGCCACUUUCCAGAGUUCUACUGCAUGGAGGCCUGGGUGCUUCAUUGGUCCCCUCCUGUGGAUCCUGGCUUAACUCUGUCCCCCUGACAGGUCUGGCCUGACCCCCAACAAAGAAGCCUGGAGGUCAGAGAAGCAAAUGCGGAGCCUGCUCCCUCCUAAGAAGAUCCCAAGAAUCCAAUGGCUCAGUCCUUGGUGAUCUAAGACAGCAAAGAAGUGUGCAAGGAGGGCCCUGUUAGCUCCCACUGUCCUGGUUUCUCCUCCUGGAGUCUAAUUUCCUUGGCCCUCUGAGCCUUUUGAGUCUGGGCCCUGGUCCAAUGCUGCUGUUGUCUGAGGAAUGGUUUGGUGAGAACAGAUGUUAGAACUUGUUUGUUGAUUCUUGUCUGGCUAAUAAAUCAUCACCAACUGCCUUCUCCUACAGGGA